AUGAAGGCUGUCGGCUCUUCCGCCCGAUGCGAGGUCGUCGAGGAUGACUCUCGUCUGGGAGAUGUCUCGCUCCACCCAUUCCUGGUUUCUACCGCCAGAGGCUUUCUUCCACUUAGAGACCCUCUUGUUACCUUGCCCAAGGAAUUCGAUACUUUAGAAUCGCUCCUACAGCGUAUGCCCAUAAAGACCACCUCAGGUGAACCAGGUCUUCUCGCUGAGGGGAAGCUCGGGGAUGUUGUCGAUAAGGAAUUUCCGGACCUCACUGCACAUAUCGAUGUAUACAAAGAGAACCUCCAUGUAAUAACCGCACUGUAUCGAGAUUAUUCUUUUCUCGCAGAGGGAUACCUCCUAGAGCCAUGUCAUAGACAGUUUAUGGAGAGUAGCGACUAUGGGACUGGGCGACCAAUUUUGCCCAAGCAGAUCUCACGUCCAUUUGUCAGAUGUGCAGAGAUCGCUGGUUUUAAACCGUACCUCGAAUUCAGCUCGUAUGUCUUGCUCAAUUACCGAUUGGAGAAUCCUGCCGCGGGCCUUGAAUUUUCCAACUUGCGUCUUAUCCGAGCGUUCGAGCAUGGCCUUGAUCCCGCUUCAUCCGAAUCUGGAUUUAUCCUGGUACAUCUCACCAUGGUCAAGAACUCCGGCCCACUUGUUCAAGGUGUUUUGAAGGCCUUCGAGGCUGCAUCACAGGCAACAACUCCUUGUGGCACCAGUGAACAGCGCAGGUCACUUAACGAUGGGUUGUCAACGCUUGUGGACGCACUGGCAAACUUGAACUCCCUUAUGAAGAUUAUAUAUCAGAAGUCGAAGCCGACCGAGUAUAAUAACUUUCGGACUUUCAUGUUUGGCAUUACCUCUAAUUCCAUGUUUCCCGACGGUGUCAUCUAUGAUGGAUGUAAUGACAACAAGCCCAUGUUUUUCCGGGGUGAGACUGGAGCCAAUGACGCCAUGGUACCUCUCAUGGACAAUUUCCUCCAAAUCCCUAUGCCAGACACACCACUUACGGUAAUCCUUGAUGAAUUCUCCGAGUACCGUUCCGACAAACACAAAGAUUUUCUCACCUUUAUCAAAGACCGCGGCUUAGAGCUAGAAAUUAAGAAGUUCGCUCUUGGCCAACUUGGCGCCGCAAGCUCCGAAGAGGCCAGUGAUGCCCUGCGAGAGUCCCGUGGUCUAUGGCUCCAAAUUCUCGAUCAGGUGCGGGAAUUCCGCUGGCGCCACUGGGGUUUGGUAAAGGAGUACAUCCUUAAACGCUCAGAUCAUCCUACAGCGACAGGUGGUAGCCCAAUCGUAACAUGGCUGCCGAAUCAACUGGAGGCUGUGCUUGAUGAUAUGAUUCAGGUACACGCUGCGGCGUUAAAAGACGACCCGAGAGGCUUGGGGAAAACUUGCAAUAACAUCAUGGAAGUCGUCCUGAGGCAAAAAGAAAUGCUGAAAAAGGAGGUCGAAAAGUACUGUGCCGAACGAGGCUGA
Arthroderma uncinatum is the source of this 1464-nucleotide messenger RNA. Its product is annotated as indoleamine 2,3-dioxygenase family protein. Bases 1 to 1464 code for a protein of 487 amino acids. The record is from RefSeq and is a predicted model, not a curated record. Lineage: Eukaryota; Fungi; Ascomycota; Eurotiomycetes; Onygenales; Arthrodermataceae. The transcript has 2 exons. Gene Ontology annotation, molecular function: heme binding; metal ion binding.